GUGGGCACAGGUGGGUGGCACUGGUGGGCACAGGUGGGUGGCACUAGUGGGCACAGGUGGGUGGCACUGCUAGGCACAGGUAGGUGGCACUUCUGGGCACAGGUGGGUGCACUGCUGGGCACAGGUGGGUGCACUGCUGGGCACAGGUGGGUGCACUGCUGGGCACAGGUGGGCGGAACUUGCGGGUGGCACUGCUGGGCACCGAUCAUCAGGGCACUGGUGAUCAGUGACCCUGAUGAUCGGUGCCGAUCCUCGCUCUGACAACUGCCGCUUCUCGGCAGUACUUUCCUCACGAUCUGACAGCGUGAGGAAAGUGCAGCCGAGAACCGGCACUUGCAU
This is a messenger RNA of Staurois parvus, 339 nucleotides long. Lineage: Eukaryota; Metazoa; Chordata; Amphibia; Anura; Ranidae. The record is from the annotation of a GenBank genome assembly.